Messenger RNA from Teleopsis dalmanni, 608 nucleotides. It is a transcript of the gene spt4, whose product is annotated as transcription elongation factor SPT4. Gene Ontology annotation, cellular component: nucleus; DSIF complex. The transcript is spliced from 2 exons. Gene Ontology annotation, molecular function: zinc ion binding; RNA polymerase II complex binding. Bases 122 to 472 code for a protein of 116 amino acids. The record is from RefSeq and is a predicted model, not a curated record. Gene Ontology annotation, biological process: positive regulation of DNA-templated transcription, elongation; regulation of transcription elongation by RNA polymerase II; mRNA processing. NCBI's taxonomy places the organism in Eukaryota, Metazoa, Arthropoda, Insecta, Diptera, Diopsidae.
AGAGUAGUUGACAAACAUUCGAUCGUUCAUAACAUUUGCUUUCGAAAAAUUAUUGGCUUGAGACGUUCUUAACUUCAGUUUAUUAAUAUAAAUAUUAAAAUUAAUAAUAAUAUUAAAUAAAAUGUCUUUUGAUACAAUACCAAAGGAUUUGAGGGGAUUACGUGCCUGUCUCGUUUGCUCUUUAGUUAAGACUUUUGAUCAGUUCGAAUAUGAUGGAUGUGAUAACUGUGAUGAUUUUUUAAGAAUGAAGAAUAAUAAAGAUAACGUGUACGAGUUCACCAGCAAUAACUUUGACGGAAUUAUUGCUUUAAUGAGUCCUGAAGAUUCUUGGGUCGCUAAAUGGCAGAGAAUAGGACGUUUCACACGUGGAAUAUAUGCAAUAUCAGUGUCUGGUAAUCUACCACAAACAACAUUGAGAGAAAUGAAAAGUCGUGGUAUUCCAUAUCGACCAAGAGAUACCAGCCAGAGAUAAUUUUGUAGAUUUCUAUUCCCUCAGAGUAAUUGAAAUUAAUCUUCGUCGCAGUAUACAUGCUAUUUAAGUAGUAACUAUUUGUAAAUUUAAAACAUUCGAUUAUUACAAAAAAAUAAUGGAAAAUAGCUGCUACGGC